UGUCACAAACAUUUCAAAAGCGAAUUUCAAUUUGAACGAAACGGUUACGGCGUUAAGAGUUAGUAAAUUGUUUUGAAUAAAAGAAAAAUUAAAUAAUCCCAAAACACACAAACACAGAUACAAACUCAAAAGCAAAUUUGAAAAAAAAAAAACGGAAAAUGCGCAUUUUACAGGAGAAUCAGAUCGAUUUCAUUGAUCCUUCGGAAUUAUUGAGGCCUGAGCCAACUUUCGCGGAGAAAAGUAUAUCCAAGUUCCGCGACUACAGCAUCGACGAAAAGGAUCCGCUCAAGGAGCGUGUUAGGCAAACUUACCGGCUGAUGCAUUUGAACCAAACGGUGGACUUCGUGAAAGGUCGACACGAACGCUGGCUCAAAUUUAACACAAUGAGGGCUACGGUGCGCCAAGCUUUGGAGAAACUUAACGACCUCAUAGACGAAUCUGAUCCCGAUAUAGAUUUGCCGAAUAUCGUUCAUGCCUUCCAAGCUGCCGAACGGGCCAGAGAGGAGUAUCCCGAAUUGGAUUGGCUGCAUUUGACUGCUUUAAUUCAUGAUUUGGGGAAAAUAAUGGCAUUCUACGACGAGCCGCAGUGGUGUGUGGUAGGUGACACCUUUCCCGUUGGAUGUGCCUGGGGCGACAGCAUAGUUUACAGAAAGGACAGCUUCGAAGGCAACCCGGAUGGGCAGAACCCUCUGUACAAUACCAAAUACGGUAUGUACGAACCAAAUUGCGGCGUGGACAAUCUCAUGAUGUCCUGGGGCCACGAUGAGUACAUGUAUCAAGUGCUGAAACACAACAAGACAAAACUACCAGACAUGGCCUGCAAAAUAAUACGCUUCCAUUCAUUUUACCCUUGGCACAACGGCGGAGAUUACCAGCACCUUGCUCAGCCCGAAGACGAAGAAACGAAGAAAUGGGUUCUGAUCUUCAACCGCUAUGAUUUAUACACCAAAAGUGCAAAAGUUCCCGACAUUGAAGCUCUGUGGCCCUACUACCAAGGCCUAAUAGAUAAAUACCUACCUGGAGAGUUGGAAUUCUAGAAAUAUGUAAGCUUUGAAAACUGUGCACUGUGAUCAAACAAACGACAUCGUUUCCACUUGUUUUAAGUUUGAAUGGAAAAAUGUAUAAUUUAAUUAAAAAAUCCUCAAAAUGUUUUAUUUA
Molecule: messenger RNA, 1158 nt
Organism: Musca domestica (house fly)
Lineage: Eukaryota; Metazoa; Arthropoda; Insecta; Diptera; Muscidae
Gene: Miox
Product: inositol oxygenase
Exons: 3
Coding region: 159-1037 (292 amino acids)
Biological process (GO): inositol catabolic process
Cellular component (GO): cytoplasm
Molecular function (GO): iron ion binding; inositol oxygenase activity
Source: RefSeq, a predicted model, not a curated record